Messenger RNA from Eurytemora carolleeae, 974 nucleotides. Its product is annotated as toll-like receptor 6. The record is from RefSeq and is a predicted model, not a curated record. Bases 323 to 904 code for a protein of 193 amino acids. The transcript has 5 exons. Gene Ontology annotation, molecular function: protein binding. Lineage: Eukaryota; Metazoa; Arthropoda; Copepoda; Calanoida; Temoridae.
CGGUCCAGGCUGAAAACUUUGUACCAGUCCGACCUACCGGCUAAACUUUUCGUACCGGCUCGACACACAGGGUCCGCAGAUUUUCUGCUUUUCUUCCUCUAGAAAUUGACAGUAGCUCUUUAACCCUGCAAGGUGUCAGUACGUUUGAAUAAAGAAGUGAAAAAGUGACAAAUUUCAUAUUCCGAGUGAUUCUCAAUUGUAGAGUGAAAAGUACUUGAGUUAAAAAAGUGAAUGAAUUAAAAUUAUGAAGGCCGGAAAUGAAGCGCCAGUGAUUCUGUCUUGUUCCCGUAGCGCCACAUGAGGAUGGGAAUACGGUUGCAAAAUGAAAUAUUUUCCAAUUUGUUUCCUUCUUCUCAUGACUUGCUUGGUCCGGGUGGAAAAUGUUCCAAUUCCUGGAGACUGUACAACUAAACCCUACCGAGAAAAGGGCGGGAAAAAUGAAAACCAAGAUGUCCGCCUCCAUCUGGACUGUACACUUUCGGCAAUCAACAGUGAGUCGGAGAAAACUAAUUUUAGCGUAAUCCCUGGAGAACACACGGCUAGUUUAACAGUGCGAUGCUCGGACACAUUAUCUACAAGUCACAUCGAGCCACAAGGUUUUCUGAGUUUAAACCUUCUAGAAGAGUUAGAAAUAAUAGGGUGUAAAUUGGAAAAUAUACCGGACCAUGCUUUUCUGGGGCUUACUAGAUUACGUGUUCUCAGAUUGGAGAGCUCCACAACAACUCCACUAUCCUUGGAUCCAGGAAGUAUGUCAGGUAUUGGGAGCCUGGAGCACCUUGAUAUAUCGGAGCGGGAGUUGGAGCUCCUUCAUCCCUCAGCUCUCUGCUCCCUUCCCUCUCUCAGCUCCCUAAAGUUGGAGGGAGGAAGUUUCAGUUCUCUGGAAAAUUUAGGAAAGUUUUCGUAAAAAACUAUUUAAUGGUGAGCUGCUUGGUUUCUAUGCCUAAACUUUGGUUUUCUCUUUUUCUCUCAUUGAA